Messenger RNA from Symbiodinium pilosum, 576 nucleotides. The record is from the annotation of a GenBank genome assembly. Lineage: Eukaryota; Dinophyceae; Suessiales; Symbiodiniaceae.
AUGGCUGGCGUCCGGAUGGGGCUUUCUAUGCUCCUGCUGACCUUUUCGUUGGCCCUUGCCAGGGCCAAAGAUACCAGCGAAGAUGCUUGCGACAGCGAUGCCAGCAGUCUGCUUGAGCACAAGUCGAAGCCGGACCAGAAAGUGGGUACAGAAUGCACCACUCCUGGGAUGUACCACUUCCCAAACAUGGAAGGCUUCCGCAUUGAGGUGAGCCGAUGGGAGCACUGCCAGUCCUAUUGUCGCGUCACCGAAGGAUGUCAAUUCUUCUCGUAUUGGCCUGAUGGAGGGUGCGAGCUCCAAAGUGGGCCCGGAGAGUUUCGGAAGGCUUCAACAGCCUACAGCGCAGUGAUCAGCGGUCCAGCAUCAUGUGGGGAUGUGGAGCCAGGGACAAUCAAUUUGCUGGACAUGUCCUUUUUGUACUGCAUGGCGCAUCCGGACGAUGGCUGCUGCACAUGUGGCUCUUGCUGCCUUCCCUUCUGCAGCUCGGGCCACUGGACCCUACGCGCUGGCUGCAACUAUAAGGUUGGCGGAUUUUGCGACAAGUCCCUGGAGAUGCCACCGCCUGGAUGCUUAUAG